This is a messenger RNA of Raphanus sativus (radish), 924 nucleotides long. RefSeq lists its product as uncharacterized. The coding region runs from base 1 to 924 and encodes 307 amino acids. Lineage: Eukaryota; Viridiplantae; Streptophyta; Magnoliopsida; Brassicales; Brassicaceae. The record is from RefSeq and is a predicted model, not a curated record. The transcript has 3 exons.
AUGGCUGUCGAGGCCUUGUUCCUGGAACUCCUUCACUCUCGACCGGAUUCGAGGGGCGGUCGCGCUUUUCGAUCGCGAGGUGGUACUCGUCCCUGCGUCAACGAUAGGUCCUACGUUUUUGCCCCUUUAAGGCAAAGGCGGAGACCUCGUAAAGAUAAAGGGAUCGCUUUUGAUUCCUCGUCGGGAGAUGGCGCGACGCCGAGAUACGACCCCGGCUUUACCUCGGAGAGUCGGGAUGUUCCUCCUCCGGGUGACUUCUUUGACGAACUCCCUCCGGCGUUUUCCCGUGACGAGUCUUUGGACAACGAGGAAAGGGACAAAGUGACUGCGGAGGGUGCUCGCUUGGUCAACGAGGCCGUGAGAGUUUGGAAUGCAUCGAUUGAUGGGAGUUUCCGCACCGCCCGGUUGGCCCGUUUUAAAGCGGAGGAAACGGCAAGGGAGUUUGCUAAGUAUCGAUUGGAAAUGGAGGAGCAAAAUCGCCGGCAAGCCGAAAUCCAAGCUCGAGCCCUCGUUCGCGCGGAGAGGAGCGGACGGAGAAGAGCUGCCGCCGAAAUGAACCGAAGGGCUGAAAUUUUUUCUACUGAGUUCGAAGCUUACAAAGAGGCUCAGGACUUUGUAGGUGAUUUUCGCGAGUGCCGUGGUUCGGUCGGUACCCUCGGCAAGAUGCAGCGUGGGGGCUUCUCUAUUUCCGGCGAACUCGCCACGAUGGACAGCUCGAUGAGGAUAUGUGCCAACGCCGAAUCCUUUGUUCCCCCAAUUGAAGGAAGAAUCCGAGAACUGUGGAAUCCUAUCCAGGUUUCGGAGGAUACGGCGGAUGUAGGAGAGGGUCCAAACGCAGGCGACGGGGAUGAGGAGGUUGAUCAGCCCGACUCUUCGUUCGGAAUAUCUCUAACCGACUGCUAUGAAUUUGAUUAUAACUUAUGA